Rotaria socialis is the source of this 690-nucleotide messenger RNA. The record is from the annotation of a GenBank genome assembly. NCBI's taxonomy places the organism in Eukaryota, Metazoa, Rotifera, Eurotatoria, Philodinida, Philodinidae.
AUGGAAAGACAACUUCUAGCAGUGAUAUGUUUCUUGGCUUUGAUGACAAUAUGGUCAAGAGUGAAUGCAGCGGUUAUUCCAAAUUCGUGUCCACUACCACCACAACUGAAAGCUAAGUACGAUUUUAACUGGAAAUUAAAAAAUGGUGAAAAGCAAAAUUUAAUCGCCAAAGUUGCUUAUCUUAAACUUGUACUCUCCUGGUCACCAACUUAUUGUGAAUCACUUUCCGCAGCAAAUCGAAAUAAACAAUUUCAAUGUCGUAAUAGUGAUAGUUUUGGUUUGAUUGUUCAUGGUCUAUGGCCACAAGCAGCGAAACCAGCAUCAAUAGAUGAUCAUCCACGUAAUUGUCAAGAUGACAAACAAUUGAAUGCUACGCUUGUUAAACGAUUUUACUGUAUGAUGCCCGAUGAAUAUCUUAUGCAAGCUGAAUGGGAAAAACAUGGGUCUUGCCAUUAUGCAACAGCAAAUGAUUAUUUAACAACAAUAGAAAAUUUUUAUCGUUCAUUAAAUAUUCCAAAUAUUCGAUCUAUGAAAAAUUCAACACAAGCAAAGAUUAGAAGUGCAUUUCUUCAAAGUAAUCCAAAAUUAUUUUCAUCGGCCAUACAAAUAUCGAUGAAUCCACCGAAUCGCUUGAAAGAAGUUAAAAUUUGUUAUGAUUUAAAGAAUCAAUUGAAAAAUUGUAAUUCUUAG